This is a messenger RNA of Polychytrium aggregatum, 2211 nucleotides long. RefSeq lists its product as uncharacterized. The coding region runs from base 1 to 2211 and encodes 736 amino acids. Gene Ontology annotation, biological process: peptide metabolic process. The record is from RefSeq and is a predicted model, not a curated record. NCBI's taxonomy places the organism in Eukaryota, Fungi, Chytridiomycota, Chytridiomycetes, Polychytriales. The transcript has 4 exons. Gene Ontology annotation, molecular function: metalloendopeptidase activity. Gene Ontology annotation, cellular component: mitochondrion.
AUGGCGGCCUCGUCCGACCGCUCCUCGACUGGCCUGUUUGGAUACGAUCUGCUGUCCCAUCCCUCUGGGUUCGUCGAGGCUGCAGAGGCCUCAAUUGCGGCCGCGGUUCAUCUAGUCGAUCUCGUCUGCUCGGUCCGCACCGAGGCCGAGAUGGUCAAGACCGUCCAGCGACUCGAUCGGCUGUCGGACGUCCUCUGUGCCGUCAUUGAUUGUGCCGAGCUCGUCCGCAAUGUCCAUCCCGAUCCAAGAGUCGUCGAGAGCGCCAACCAUGCGCAUGCAAUCCUUGCAAACUUUUUGAACCAGCUCAAUACCCAUCAAGGCCUCUAUCGGAGCCUCAAGCGAGUCGUUGAAACUCCCAGUGUCUUCAACCAACUGUCCCGGGAGGAGCAGCGGGUGGCCACCCUCCUCAUCGUCGACUUUGAAAAAUCGGGCAUCUCGAUGGAUGACGGCAUCCGGCAAAAGUUUGUCGAGCUGAACGACCAGAUCCUGCAGCUGGGCCAGGACUUUAUCAUGGACAGCGCACCCUCGCAAAAGACCAUCACCCUGGACGCCUCGUCCAAGGCCGUCGAAGGCAUCCCAAAGCGAAUUCUGGAUACUGCUGCGAGAUCGCGUUUCUCCAAGACCUUCUCGAUCAACACCCAAAGCUCCUCUGCCUACACCAUCCUCAAGUCGGCCCAGAGCGAAGAGACCCGCAAGAAAGUCUAUAUGGCCUUGAACUCAGGCUCACGCAGGCAGAUCGAUCGCCUCGAGGCCCUGCUCAAGACACGGGCCAAGCUUGCUCAGUUCCUGGGAAAGAAAAGUUACGCCGAGAUGUUCCUUGUCGAUAAGAUGGCCGGAACACCAGCGAAUGUGCUGUCGUUUCUGGAGUCGCUCACGGAGCAACAUAAGCACAAGGCUCAGCAUGACAUUGCGAAGCUGCAGAAGCUCAAGGCCGUACACACCGGCCAAACCAAUCCGGUCAUCAACGCUUGGGAUCGUAUCUUCUACUCCCAGUUCAUUGCCCCUGUUGCUGCCACGGCCAAGCCCGGGGGCGAGCCAUUCCAUCCAACGGCACAGCAUGUUUCGAACGACACCCUGGCCCCGUACUUUAGCGUCGGCCGCACCUUCGAGGGUCUCUCGAGUGUAUUUCAGGCCCUGUACGGCGUCUCGCUCCAGCCAGUGGCGCCAAAGCCCGGAGAAGCCUGGCACAAGGAUGUGCGCAAACUCGACGUCAUCCACGAGCGCGACGGCAAGAUCGGCACGAUUUAUUGCGAUCUCUUUGCCCGAGAGAGUGGGGCGGCCCGCAAGUACGAGUCCGCAGCCCACUUUACCGUACGGUGCUCGCGGCUGACCUCAAACGAUGAAUCGUGCCGGCAUGCCGGACGAGCAGUGAUGCAAAAUCGGGCGGCCGAGCGAGAGUUUUCGCGGACGGUCGAACUGCCGUCGGGCGCGACCGAAACCCGCACCUUCAAGUACCAGCUCCCGAUUGUGGUGCUGGUAACAAGCUUCAGUCGGCCAAGCAACAAUGUUCCUUCGCUCCUGUCGCUCGGCGAGGUCGAGACGCUAUUCCACGAACUGGGCCACGCCAUGCACUCUAUGCUGGGACGGACAGACUUUCAACACAUCGCAGGCACUCGCUGCUCGAUCGAUUUUGUCGAGGUGCCGUCGAUUUUCAUGGAGUACCUUGCACGCGACCCCCGAGUUCUGCAAAAGUUUGCCUUCCACUACAAGACCGGCGAGCCGUUGCCGCUGGGGCUUCUCGAAUCGUACCAACUCAACCAGUCUGCCCUCGAGUCGCUCGAGGUGCACCAGCAGCUGUGGAUGGCGAUCCUGGACCAGCUCUACCACUCCACAGGCGUGCUCGACCCUGGCUUUUCGACGACCAAGAUCCUGCAGGAGCUCACCGACCGCAUCCAUGUGAUCCCGUUCACGCCGGGAACAGCGUGGCAGGUCCAGUUCUCGCACCUGUUUUCAUACGGAGCCAGCUACUACUCGUACCUGUGGUGCCGACUGUGGGCCUCACGCAUCUGGAACACCCACUUUGAGGGCAAGGAGGUCUUUGGCCCCGAGUGGCGCCAGAACGGCGAACUCAUUCGGCGCGAGCUCUUGCAGUGGGGCGGCGGCCGCGAUCCCUGGGUGGGUCUCGAGAACAUGGGCAUCGUCAAGGCCGGCGAGCGCGAGGGCCGGACGCUUGGGGAGCUGAGCGACCUCCGUCUCUACGAAAAGCCUUGA